UCAUCUUAUCAAAUACAUAAAAGUUUAUUAAAUUCAUCAGAAAUGAUCAUUAUUGUCUAUGAAAUCAGUUUUAAAUCUUAUUUCUACACAAGAUUUAUCAAAAAAAUUUGGAAGAAACACUUAAUUAUUUUAAAUCAACAUUCAAUGUACACAAAAGGUAACUUCUUUUAAAUAGUAAAUAUUUAUUGGUUAAGCUAAAACCUUUAGGAUAUUGUAUUGUGUCUGAAACUUGUCUACGGAUAACACUUUAGAUGGAAAUAUUAUAAUGAAGGUUUCUGAAAGGGUCUUUCCUAGAGAAGGAAAAUUUCAAUAUAAGAAUGUCAUAGUAACAGAAAAACUGAUUUUACGAAUAUCGAUGAUCUUAACGAGAGUAGUUUUGUUGUGAAAGUGUCAGAUCUUUUGAUUCGGUUCUAUCUUGAAAUUCGAAUAUUAAAUCAGUUAGUUGACGUGAGCGAUCUGGAAGACACGCUAUCAAUUCGAAAUUUGAAAAUCAUUUUUUUUGUUACCACAACAUUCAUUUAAAAAUAUUCUUUUAACUUAGUUUUUAUUAAAUCUUCAAAUGUUUCUUCACAAGUAUCAUUAAAUAAUUCUUUAACUUAUAUUCAUACAAUAAGUAUUCGACAAUCGAUAAUUUAUUGUAUUUGGUUCAUGUUAUGCAUCAAGUAUAAAUAGUGAUCAAUCCAUAGAAAAUAGUGCAAUACAAGAGUAAAAUAAACCAAAAAAAAACGAAUUUGAUUUAUUCUGUCUGUUUUUUUGUUCUCUAUUUUAUAGUUUUUAUUAAACUAAAAAACUAGUCUUAAAAAAUAUGUUAAUACAAAUGAAAGUGAUUUUCAAGCUGCUGUACUCGAUUUACUUGUUCAAUUACUUUUAAUUCGUGUUAAUAAUAGUUAAUUAGAAGCUGAUGAAAUUCGUUGCAUUUCUACUCGUUUCGUUUAUUUUUAAAUAGCAUUUUAUUUAUUGUAUUGCUGAAUUUCUUGUUAUGUUAUCACAUGAUACACUUCAUUCAAAAUAAGUUAUUAAAGUACAAGAUUUAAUAAAACAUUAUGAUUCAUUAUUAGCAAGUAGACAUGAACCUGAAACACAUGGUAGGAAGCAAUAAGAAACAUUUUUGAGAAAAUGAAAUCAUCAUUAAAAUUAUUUAUUUAGCUUUGACAGCAUUAGAGCCAGUUUUAUAUGAUUUUAUUUCUUGUUCGAGUUAUGCGAAUAAUUAAAAUUCCUAAAACGUUUUAUUAAAUGAGAGAGUGUGAGUGUGAGUGUAUAGAUGUAAUUUUUCUCCUCGAUUGAAUUCACACCCACACUUCAACGAAUCGAUGAUCUGAAAAUAAUCAUCUUGUUGAUGGCCAGAACUCAACAAGAUUUAGAGACAGUAAUCUUCAGUUAUGUAUUUGAGUUUGAAGGAAAACUAGGCGUCUUAAUUAUUAUAAAUAAAAGUAUCUUUUCAUGUCAUGUGUAUGAACUGAAAAAAUAAUAAUAGAAUUUAUAUUGUUAUAGGAUUUACGAUUGUUAACAGUUAUUGUUAAUAGUGUUCAAAUUGAAGAUGAUAAAUGGAAACGUCUUUCACAACAAAUAAUCGAUGUACUUCUUGCUCAUUUGCAAUCUCAGGAUCAAUCACUUUUGGAUAUUUAUUCCACACAAUUAAUACUAUUUGAUGUUGUGUCAUCAGUUGCAUUACGAUCAAUUGAUCCAUUUGUUGUUGCUUUUCGAGCAAUAAAUGUCAAUUGUCAAUCUACAAAUCGAUAG
This is a messenger RNA of Rotaria sp. Silwood1, 1740 nucleotides long. The record is from the annotation of a GenBank genome assembly. NCBI's taxonomy places the organism in Eukaryota, Metazoa, Rotifera, Eurotatoria, Philodinida, Philodinidae.